Dama dama (fallow deer) is the source of this 3899-nucleotide messenger RNA. It is a transcript of the gene CTNNA2, whose product is annotated as catenin alpha 2. The transcript is spliced from 19 exons. Gene Ontology annotation, biological process: cell migration; cell-cell adhesion. Gene Ontology annotation, cellular component: adherens junction; catenin complex; actin cytoskeleton. The coding region runs from base 151 to 3012 and encodes 953 amino acids. NCBI's taxonomy places the organism in Eukaryota, Metazoa, Chordata, Mammalia, Artiodactyla, Cervidae. Gene Ontology annotation, molecular function: cadherin binding; actin filament binding; beta-catenin binding. The record is from RefSeq and is a predicted model, not a curated record.
CCGCACCUCGGCCAGAGGCGGCUGCUGCAGCUGCUGCCCUCUUCCCCGCCGCCGCUUCUUCAGUCCCGUCAGUGGUUACCCCGCCAGCUGCUGGGAACGGACGAGAGAGAGGAGGAGGGCGAGAAACUCCCACCGACCCACAGAGGGAGCAUGACUUCGGCAACUUCACCCAUCAUUUUGAAAUGGGACCCCAAAAGUUUGGAAAUCCGGACCCUAACAGUGGAGAGGCUUUUGGAACCACUUGUUACACAGGUGACAACACUUGUCAACACAAGCAACAAAGGCCCAUCCGGUAAAAAGAAAGGAAGGUCAAAGAAAGCCCAUGUACUGGCCGCAUCUGUAGAGCAAGCCACUCAGAACUUUCUGGAAAAAGGUGAACAGAUUGCUAAGGAGAGUCAAGAUCUCAAAGAAGAACUGGUUGCUGCUGUUGAGGAUGUACGCAAACAAGGUGAGACCAUGCGCAUCGCUUCUUCGGAGUUUGCGGAUGACCCUUGCUCGUCGGUGAAGCGCGGCACCAUGGUGCGGGCGGCACGGGCCCUGCUGUCCGCUGUGACCCGCUUGCUCAUCCUGGCGGACAUGGCGGACGUCAUGAGGCUUUUGUCUCAUCUGAAAAUUGUGGAGGAGGCCUUGGAAGCUGUCAAAAAUGCUACAAAUGAGCAAGACCUUGCAAAUCGCUUUAAAGAAUUUGGAAAAGAGAUGGUGAAACUUAACUAUGUAGCUGCAAGAAGACAACAGGAGCUGAAGGACCCUCACUGUCGAGAUGAGAUGGCCGCCGCUCGAGGAGCUCUGAAGAAGAACGCCACAAUGCUGUACACGGCCUCCCAAGCUUUUCUCCGCCACCCAGACGUGGCUGCUACCAGAGCCAACCGAGAUUACGUGUUCAAACAAGUCCAGGAGGCCAUUGCCGGCAUCUCCAAUGCUGCUCAAGCUACCUCUCCCACCGACGAAGCCAAAGGCCACACGGGCAUCGGGGAGCUGGCCGCGGCUCUGAACGAGUUUGAUAACAAGAUCAUCCUGGACCCCAUGACGUUCAGCGAGGCCCGGUUCCGCCCGUCCCUGGAGGAGCGCCUGGAGAGUAUCAUUAGCGGCGCCGCGCUCAUGGCCGACUCUUCGUGCACCCGCGACGACCGGCGCGAGCGGAUCGUGGCCGAGUGCAACGCCGUGCGCCAAGCGCUGCAGGACCUGCUCAGCGAGUACAUGAACAACACUGGAAGAAAAGAAAAAGGAGAUCCUCUAAACAUUGCAAUUGAUAAGAUGACCAAGAAAACAAGAGAUCUAAGGAGACAGCUUCGGAAAGCAGUGAUGGAUCACAUAUCAGAUUCUUUCUUGGAAACCAACGUUCCUUUGCUAGUUCUCAUUGAGGCUGCGAAAAGUGGGAAUGAGAAGGAAGUGAAGGAAUAUGCCCAGGUUUUCCGUGAGCAUGCCAACAAGCUGGUGGAGGUUGCCAAUUUGGCCUGUUCCAUCUCCAACAAUGAGGAAGGGGUGAAAUUAGUUCGGAUGGCAGCCACUCAGAUUGACAGCCUGUGUCCUCAGGUCAUCAACGCAGCUCUCACAUUGGCUGCCCGGCCGCAGAGCAAAGUUGCUCAGGACAACAUGGACGUCUUCAAAGACCAAUGGGAAAAGCAAGUUCGAGUGCUGACAGAGGCUGUGGAUGACAUCACCUCAGUGGAUGACUUCCUUUCCGUCUCAGAAAAUCAUAUCUUGGAGGAUGUGAACAAAUGUGUGAUCGCCCUUCAAGAAGGGGAUGUGGACACUCUGGACCGGACCGCAGGGGCCAUCAGGGGCCGGGCUGCUCGAGUUAUACACAUCAUCAAUGCUGAGAUGGAGAACUAUGAAGCUGGUGUUUAUACUGAGAAGGUGCUGGAAGCUACAAAACUGCUAUCUGAGACAGUGAUGCCACGCUUUGCUGAACAAGUGGAGGUUGCCAUUGAAGCCCUGAGUGCCAACGUCCCUCAGCCAUUUGAGGAGAACGAGUUCAUCGACGCCUCUCGCCUGGUAUACGACGGCGUUCGGGACAUCAGAAAGGCUGUGCUGAUGAUUAGGACCCCAGAAGAAUUAGAGGAUGAUUCAGACUUUGAGCAGGAAGAUUACGAUGUGCGUAGCCGGACAAGUGUUCAGACCGAGGAUGACCAGCUCAUUGCAGGACAGAGUGCACGGGCCAUCAUGGCACAACUACCACAAGAGGAGAAGGCAAAAAUAGCUGAACAGGUGGAGAUAUUCCACCAAGAGAAAAGCAAGCUGGAUGCGGAAGUGGCCAAAUGGGAUGACAGCGGCAAUGAUAUCAUUGUGCUGGCCAAACAGAUGUGUAUGAUCAUGAUGGAGAUGACAGACUUCACAAGAGGCAAAGGCCCGUUGAAAAAUACAUCUGAUGUCAUUAAUGCCGCCAAGAAAAUUGCCGAAGCAGGUUCUCGAAUGGACAAAUUAGCCCGUGCUGUGGCUGAUCAGUGUCCUGAUUCAGCAUGUAAGCAGGAUUUAUUAGCCUACCUUCAACGUAUUGCCUUGUACUGCCAUCAGCUUAACAUCUGCAGCAAGGUGAAAGCCGAAGUACAGAAUCUGGGAGGAGAGCUCAUUGUGUCAGGGACAGGAGUUCAGAGCACUUUCACUACCUUUUAUGAGGUAGAUUGUGAUGUCAUAGAUGGGGGCAGGGCUAGUCAACUUUCUACCCACCUCCCAACCUGUGCUGAGGGAGCUCCGAUCGGGAGUGGAAGCAGUGAUUCUUCUAUGCUGGACAGUGCCACGUCACUCAUCCAGGCAGCUAAAAACCUGAUGAAUGCUGUUGUCCUCACGGUGAAAGCAUCUUAUGUGGCCUCAACGAAAUACCAGAAGGUCUAUGGGACAGCAGCUGUCAACUCACCUGUUGUGUCCUGGAAGAUGAAGGCACCAGAGAAGAAGCCCCUUGUUAAGAGAGAAAAGCCUGAAGAAUUCCAGACAAGAGUGAGACGAGGUUCUCAGAAGAAACACAUUUCGCCUGUACAGGCUUUAAGUGAAUUCAAAGCAAUGGAUUCCUUCUAGGACGAUAGGCUUUAACAAGAAAGCUUUUUCUUUCUUUCUUUCUUUUUUUUUUCCUUUUUAAUUCCAUUUUUGUAUGCAUACCUGCUGACUCGUAUGCCUCUGGCAUGGGGAAAAUAAGGAACAGUGUCUGUUUGCAUGUAAGAUGAGAUGUGAUCAAUACCACUGAUCCGUCUCUAGCCUGAGGAGGGGACGGGAAAUUCCUGUCCCGAGGUGGCACAGAGCUGUCCUUUGCAACAUUCUCAUAAAAUUGGGCAGAGUUCACAUUGCAGUGUUUAUGGGAGUGGGAGGGAUGGGGAAAAUAAAAUUAACUCUACAAAAGCAAACUCUAAUGCAUGCAAGAAUCAUUAGGUUGGCAGGUAUAUUAAUAAGUGACAAACUGGAAGUGUAAUGGUAGAACAUAAAGCUUGUAUUGCUUCUGUUUAAGUGCAAAAAUGUACUAGCCAAUACGCUUAAGUGUGUGGCCCACAAAUCGAACAAUUUAACUUUGACAUCAUGUCCAUAAUAUUAUGUGGAGUUUUUACUAAGGAGAAACUAAGUCAUCCAGCCUAAAAUGUUUCUUUUAAUCUGUAUUCUGUUCUUUCUCUUCUAGUCGUGCCAUUACUAGUGCUCUUGUUAUCAAUUUCCCCCUUUACUGAAAACAAUAAACCUUUGUUUAAAAGAAUUAUAAUCCUUCUGGGGGCACUGGAAGCACAAUGUGGUGAUCAUCUUGCUCUUACUUUAAAAAAAAAAAAACAAAAAACUGAACUAUGACUUUGCUAGAAAUAGGAGGCCCAGUGAUGGAAUGUUAGAGGAAUGGAAACUGACAACGUGUGAAGGUUUAGAGGCAAAUACAUAGGUGUAGCUUGGAGUGCUGGUAUCUAAUAUACCAUUGUAUCCACUAACUCGAA